Episyrphus balteatus (marmalade hoverfly) is the source of this 1599-nucleotide messenger RNA. It is a transcript of the gene bond, whose product is annotated as elongation of very long chain fatty acids protein 7. The coding region runs from base 286 to 1209 and encodes 307 amino acids. Gene Ontology annotation, biological process: sphingolipid biosynthetic process; fatty acid elongation, monounsaturated fatty acid; fatty acid elongation, saturated fatty acid. The record is from RefSeq and is a predicted model, not a curated record. Gene Ontology annotation, cellular component: endoplasmic reticulum membrane. NCBI's taxonomy places the organism in Eukaryota, Metazoa, Arthropoda, Insecta, Diptera, Syrphidae. The transcript has 5 exons. Gene Ontology annotation, molecular function: fatty acid elongase activity.
UUAAGGCCCAGACGGCUAUCGGUUCAGAAUUAAUUCAAACUUAAAGUCAGUCUCAAGUCACCAGUCAGAGCGGAGUGGCUGACACUCUAUUAAUAACGUUCCAAGUAGCAAGUAGUGAAUUCAGGAUAAUAAGAUUUUUUUUUUGGUGAAAACAAAAAAAUAAACAGUGAGAGAAGCAAAGUUGAUUUGAAAAAAAAAAAAAAAAAAAUAUUAGAAGAAAUUCAAAAAGUGAAGCAGUAUAAUUUCUACUAUCCCUAAGAAAAACAUUCAACAACUCCUGCAAUCAUGACAUCAUUUAUUAGAAUAUUCAACGACAGAAUUGCCGAUCUUUCAAAUGGAGUUGAUAAAACAAUCGAUAACUGGCUAUUGAUGAGCUCACCCCUGCCACUACUUACCCUACUUGGAGCGUAUUUGACGUUUGUGCUAAAAGUUGGACCCGCAUUUAUGGCCAAUAGAAAACCAUAUAAUCUACAGAAAGCUAUGGUAGUUUAUAAUGCGUUUCAAGUUGUAUUCUCAACCUGGCUAUGUUACACAUCACUACAAGAAAGCAGUAUUGUUUCACAUUUGAUGGAAAAGAAAUGCGAAGUUCAUCGAGAUAGAAAACAAACUUUACUUUUAUAUUCUGGUGCAUGGUUUUAUUUCUUUUCGAAAAUUGUCGAUUUCUUGGAUACGAUAUUCUUUGUUUUGCGCAAGAAACAAAAUCAAGUUACAUUCCUGCAUGUUUAUCAUCAUACAACAACGGCCCUGUUCUCAUGGGGAUAUCUGAAAUACGCACCUGGUGAACAAGGAGUCAUCAUUGGAAUUGUGAAUUCAUUUGUUCACAUUAUAAUGUACUUCUAUUACAUGGUAUCAGCAAUGGGACCUAAAUACCAGAAAUUCCUUUGGUGGAAAAAAUACAUGACAUCAAUUCAAUUGGUUCAAUUUGUCCUAAUUCUAACCUACAUGAUUAUUGUCGGAGCCAAGGAUUGCAAAAUGCCAAAAUCUUUAACAUUCUUCUUUGUUGUCAACGCUCUGAUCUUUUUGUUCCUUUUCGGUAAUUUCUACAGGAAAACUUACAACAAAAAUAGAAAAGCUGAUGCCACAAAUUCUGCCAACAUUUCUGCAAAACCAAAGAAGCAUUCGUUGCUCGCUGAAGGCGAUCAAAUGAAACGACUUAUCGAUGUGAAUAAUAAUAGUACAGCAGCUGUAAAAGCGCUUAAGGGCGAAUAGAAAUUUAUUAUUAUUAUUAUUAUUUUUGUAUGUAGAUUUUUUGUUAGAUUUAUUAUUUUAUUUUUAUUAUUAUUAUUAUUGUUCACUGCUUAUGAAUAAAUUAGUUAAAUUAAAAUUAAGUUAUAUAAAAAAUAGGGUAAAUGAUGGUUGGUUAAUUUUAUUAUUAUUAUUUUUUUAUUUUGUAAAGGGAAAUAAGAACUGAGUGAAUGAGAAUAUUUUUUUAAAGUAAAACAAAAAGUAAUAGAAUAUCUUUAAAAUGCGGCAUAUGUACAGCACAAAAUUUUAUGGUACUAAAGCUACCAAAAAACAAACGAUGGAGAUAAAAUCUGAUUUUUGUUUAACUCUCCAUGAGAGUGUAUAGAAUAGAUACAAAAUAAAAAUUACAGAAAG